GGACCAGAUGGCUCUUCUUCAGCAUCGGCAUCAUCUGCUGGUCAGAGUUACGGACCUGGAUUAGGACAACAAGCAGGUGCAGGUGAAUCUUCCUCUUCUAUAACGUCAUCAGUUGAUUCUCAAGGUUAUGGUCCAGGGCAAUCUGGAUAUUCUAGACAGCAAGGUUAUUCAUCUUCCUCAAUCGCCAUCUUCCUUGGUUAUGGUCAAAAUGGAUAUGGCCCUGGUUCAGGGGCAACUGGCACAGGCUCAGGAAUAGGUCAAGGGCCAGGAGGAUAUGAUGGACAAUUAGGAGGACCAGGUGGCUCUUCUUCAGCAUCUGCAUUGUCUGCUGGUCAGAGUUACGGGCCUGGAUUCGGACAACAAGCAGGUGCAGGGGGAUCCUCCUCUUCUGCAACAUCAUCAGUUGAUUCUCAGGGUUAUGGGGCAGAGCAGUUUGGAUAUUCUGUACAGCAAGGUUAUUCAUCUUCCUCAAUCGCCAUCUCCCUUGGUUAUGGUCAAAAUGGAUAUGGCCCUGGUUCAGGUGCAACUGGCUCAGGCUCAGGAACAGGUCAAGGGGAAGGAGGAUAUGGUGGACAGUUAGGAGGACCUGAUGGUGCUUCUUCAGCAUCGGCAUCGUCUGUAGGCCAAAGUUACGGGCCAGGACUAGGACAACAAAUAGGACCAAGUGGUUCCUCAUCCUCCGCAACAUCAUCAGUUGAUUCUCAAGGAUAUGGCGCAGGUCAGUCUGGAUAUUCUGGUCAGCAAGGAUAUUCAUCUUCCUCAAUUGCCAUCUCCCUUGGUUACGGUCAAAACGGGUAUGGUUAUAGCACAGGAUCUGAUUUUAAUCAGGAACAAUAUGAAAGCUCACUAAAUGGACAAAGCGUAUCUUCAGUAGCAAUUCUAGAUUCCACACCUGGACAAGGACAGCUUAAAGGAAUAGGAUCUUCGCCCUCUGCUUCAGUAGCGACAUCCAGCUCACAGUUAUAUGGCCCCGGACAAUCUAGUUAUUUUGAUCAACAACGAAGUACCGGAGCUUCUUCAGCAACGGCUUCUGCUGCGGCUUCGAGAUUGUCCUCACCAGAAUCUUCUUCAAGAGUUUCAUCAGCUGUUUCAACAUUAGUGUCGAACGGGCCUACUAAUCCAGACGCCUUGAUAAACGCUAUAAGUAGCGUUAUAUCACAAGUGAACGCAAACAAUAGCGGUCUUUCGGAAUGCGAUGUCCUCAUUCAAUCCCUUUUAGAAAUAUUGUCUGCUUUAGUGCAUAUCAUGGGAUCUGCCACCCUUGGAGAAGUGAAUUGUGAUGGUACUAGUCAAACAGCUCAAAUGGUGAGCCAGUCGAUAGCCCAAAUAUUCAGUUAAAUUUAAUGAGA
Argiope bruennichi is the source of this 1349-nucleotide messenger RNA. Its product is annotated as spidroin-2-like. The annotation marks the transcript as partial. Lineage: Eukaryota; Metazoa; Arthropoda; Arachnida; Araneae; Araneidae. The transcript has a single exon. The record is from RefSeq and is a predicted model, not a curated record.